Messenger RNA from Salmo salar (Atlantic salmon), 1763 nucleotides. NCBI's taxonomy places the organism in Eukaryota, Metazoa, Chordata, Actinopteri, Salmoniformes, Salmonidae. The record is from RefSeq and is a predicted model, not a curated record.
AUGUGUCUAACAGUCAGCUGUAACGUUAGACAUGGGGAGCCCAAGACGACCAAAUUUGGGUCCAUAGAAGAAGAGCUGAGUUUCUGGAAGGAUCAGUCAGACAAACACCAGCAAAGGGCUGAGGAGGCACAGGAGGAGUUGCAGGAGUUCCAGCAAAUGAGUAGGGACUAUGAGGCGGAGCUGGAGACUGAGCUGAAGCAGUGUGAAGCGCGGAACAGAGAACUACUGUCCAACAACAACCGGCUACGCAUGGAACUGGAGAACAUCCAGGAGAAGUACGAGGCGCAGCACUCUGAAGCGUUUAGGCAGAUCUCAAUGUUGGAGGGAGACCUGGAAGAGACCACAGCGGUCAAGGACCAACUCCAGAAGUACAUCAGAGAGCUGGAGCAGUCCAACGAUGACCUGGAGAGGGCCAAGAGGGCGACCAUCAUGUCCCUGGAGGACUUUGAGCAGAGGAUGAACCACGUGAUCGAGAGGAACGCCUUCCUGGAGAGUGAGCUGGAUGAAAAGGAGAACCUUCUGGAGUCUGUCCAGAGACUAAAGGAUGAGGCCAGAGAUUUACGACAGGAGCUAGCUGUACAGCAGGUCCAGGAGCGACGCCCCAGUAGCCUCUCUAAAGAGAAAGACAGGACCGAAUCAUCAUCAUCAUCACGCUCCACCAUACCGACCACCCCUCCAAACCACUUGGUAUAUUCCCAGAAACCCCAGCCUCAAGCAUUCGUCGAGGGGAUAACCUAACAGGAACUCCCCUGACUACAUCGGCUCGCAUAUCUGCACUCAACAUCGUCGGGGAGCUCCUAAGAAAAGUUGGGAACCUGGAGUCCAAGUUGGCUUCUUGUCGAGACUUCGUAUACGACACGUCGCCGAAAAGACCGGCUCUUCCGUCGUGUCCCGGUACCCCCUCUGCUAUAGAGGGGGGCACAGAGAUCCAGGCCUGCAGCAUGAGCCCUCCACACUACGACAGUUUGGUGAAGCGGUUAGAGUUUGGACCUGCGCCUCCUCGGGGGGUCUCCUUCCCACGGCUCCCAGUCACCAUCGGGGGGAGUCAAGAUCCUGCUAUGAAACGAGGGCCUCCCCUGCCCCCCUCCACACCCCUGCACUAGACUGUACUACCCAUCAGUAGGGCUUUAAACUGUGUCCCCCUCUCACUACACUACCAGCUGAACAUCCUCCCCCCUCAGUCAAACCAGGAAGCCGCUCCCUCUCAACUUAUUUGCUGCAUGGACUCUGCUGAGAAGAACCGCCGCGUCAUGAUGCUACGCUACAGUUUUAUUUUAUUAAUGAAUAAUAGAAGUGAGGAUUCCUUGACCCUGCUGCAUGUCCUCCUGCUGAUCCCUUGACCUCUGAACCCAAGUCCUGCUACUAUGCCACUAACCCUUACCCCACACCCGGUCCUUCUUGUACCCACGUUCUCUGAUUGGACUCCAUCUUGGAUUCUUGGUGUGCCAGCUGUAGCAGAAGAGUGAAGUUGGUCGAUAGUUGGUGGUGUUAGCAUUGCUGCCUUUAUCAAUAUAUCACCACCACAUGUAAGUUUUGCCUAGUCAUGGUUCCUUUCUGUGUGUCUAAGUUAGGCUAGCUUUACCUUUUGGAGAAUGUGUAUUAUUCCUUUCUUCGUGCUGUGUUGUUGCCAUCUGCUGUAAAAGCUAAAGGAUUGUCUGAAGUUUGUUAUGGGUACUACUACUUUACAGGUCAAUGUUUGAGUUAAAAGCAAUGGUUUAAUGUACAAAUAUACUUUCUUUUAAAGGUCUUCUACCCGGUAACUU